CUUUCACGUGGCGUACCCUGAUUUGGUUGAGAACGCAAUGGCCCCGGUUUCAGGAUCACAACAAAUACCCCGCAGCUAGGUCCCACCAUCACCAGGUGUAAAGCAUUGUGGCCCCCACUUCAUCUGCCACCCGACCCAUUAUUUCUUCGUUCCUCCGCCAUCCCCACUGCAGCCAUCUCCUCUCUCUCGCUCUCUCUGGAGCUCUGAAGUUCUGGCGAGCAAGCAAAAUGUCAAAGCAAACUUACAGGGUGUGCUUCUGCUUCCGGCGGAGGUUCCGGUUGGCGGCGGCAGAAGCGCCGGAGGAGGUCAAAGCCAUCUUCAGCCAGUACUCCGAGGGCGGAAUCAUGACCGUCGAUCACCUCCACAGGUUCUUGGUUGAGGUUCAGCAGGAAGAUAAGGCCACCAGGGAGGACGCUCAGGCCGUCAUGAACAACCUCCACGUCUUCCACCGAAAGGGCCUCAAUCUCGAAGGCUUCUUCAAGUAUCUUUUCUCAGACAUCAACCCUCCUCUCUCGCUUUCUCGCGGGGUUCACCAUGACAUGGAUGCCCCAUUAUCGCAUUAUUUUGUAUACACCGGACACAAUUCAUACCUAACUGGGAAUCAACUAAGCAGCGACUGCAGCGAUGUCCCCAUCAUACAAGCGCUGCGUAGAGGUGUAAGAGUAAUUGAACUGGAUAUAUGGCCAAACUCAACGAAAGACAAUAUCAAUGUUCUUCAUGGAAGGACACUGACUACUCCUGUGGAACUCAUCAAAUGCUUGAGGUCUAUUAAGGAGCAUGCAUUUUAUGCAUCUGAUUAUCCUGUUGUGAUAACUCUAGAAGACCAUCUUACUCCAGAUCUUCAGGCUAAAGUGGCGGAGAUGGUCACUCAAACGUUUGGAGACAUACUGUUUUCUCCUGGCUCAGAAUGCUUGAAAGAAUUCCCCUCACCAGAAUCUCUAAAGAGACGGAUUAUUAUAUCAACCAAACCCCCAAAAGAAUACCUUGAAGCUAGGGAACUGAAGAAAAAAGAGAGUGGUUCACAGAAGGGAAAAGAUUCAGCAGCAGAUGAAGAAGCUUGGGGGAAGGAAGUACCGGACCUCAAAUCCAGUAUAGUAGCCGAUGAUAGGAAUGAUUUGGAUGAAGAGGAUGAUAAGGACGAGGAAGAUCUUGACAAUGGAGAUUCUAAGCUGCAGCAGAAUGCAGCAUCCGAAUAUAAGCGUUUGAUUGCUAUUCAUGCUGGGAAAGCAAAGGGUGGAUUGCAGGAAUGGCUGAGGGUGGAUCCUGAUAAAGUUAGACGUCUUAGCUUAAGCGAGCAAGAGCUUGAAAAGGCCAUUAUAACUCAUGGAGCAGAUAUCAUCAGGUUUACCCAGCGGAAUCUACUGAGGAUUUACCCAAAGGGUAUACGCUUUGACUCCUCAAAUUACAACCCACUAAUUGGGUGGAUGCAUGGUGCACAGAUGGUUGCAUUUAAUAUGCAGGGAUAUGGAAGAUCGCUCUGGUUGAUGCAGGGGAUGUUUAAAGCGAAUGGGGGUUGUGGAUAUGUGAAAAAGCCAGAUUUUCUAUUGAAUGCAGGGCCAAAUAAUGAAAUUUUUGAUCCUAAUGCCAAUUUACCGGUUAAAACAACUUUGAUGGUGACCCUGUUUAUGGGGGAAGGUUGGUAUUAUGAUUUUGAGCAUACACACUUUGACGUUUAUUCCCCGCCAGAUUUUUAUGCAAGGGUAGGAAUUGCAGGAGUUCCAGCUGAUGCUAUAAUGAAGAAGACGAAAACACUCGAGGACAACUGGACGCCUGCUUGGAAUCAAGCUUUUGAUUUCCCACUGACAGUUCCUGAGCUAGCUCUGCUCCGGAUCGAAGUUCACGAAUAUGAUAUGUCUGAAAAGGACGAUUUUGGAGGCCAAACAUGCCUACCUGUGUCCGAGCUAAGUAGAGGGAUUCGGGCUGUUCCUCUGUACAGCCGCAAGGGAGAAAAAUACAACUCUGUAAAGCUUCUCAUGCGCUUUGACUUUGUUUGACAUUCUUCUGGGCUAGUGUAGCAGUGUGUAUGUGCUGGAUGUAUAAUUUAUUUGCUCUUCCACAGUUUGUGUUUCUGAUGUGGAAGUUGUUUUGUGAGAGUUUGCAAUAGUGUAUGUAAUAUAAGUUUUUUGUCA
Molecule: messenger RNA, 2129 nt
Organism: Malania oleifera
Lineage: Eukaryota; Viridiplantae; Streptophyta; Magnoliopsida; Santalales; Ximeniaceae
Product: phosphoinositide phospholipase C 2-like
Exons: 9
Coding region: 228-1994 (588 amino acids)
Biological process (GO): phosphatidylinositol-mediated signaling; lipid metabolic process
Molecular function (GO): phosphatidylinositol-4,5-bisphosphate phospholipase C activity
Source: RefSeq, a predicted model, not a curated record